AAAAAAUAAACUGGUUAGAUAAGAGCAAUCUUUUGCUUUUCUCAUUAGAAACUUCGACUACUGCAGAUCUCAAUAUUUAAAAUUUAAUAUGCUCCGGAAACUGCUCAGCCUCUAUAUGGACGCACUUCAAAAAUAUCCAAUGAGCACCACAUCUAUUGGAGCAGGCGUAUUAAUGUUUGGAGGAGAUGCCAUAUCCCAAAUAGGUAUUGAAGAAAAGUCAGAAUACAAUUUCAAGAGAGGUUUUCGGUUUUUAGCCUUUGGAACGAUUUUGGCAGGGCCAAUGUUGAGAACUUGGCACGUUUUUUUAGCAAGAACAAUUGAAGCCCAUUCAAAGAGAUUAACUUUCCUAAAAAUGACAGCAGCGGACCAAACAAUAAUGCCGCCAGUGUUUUUGAGUAUUUUCAUAUCUGUCAUGACUUAUAGUAAAACCUUUUCAAGGGAGGCUGUACAAACUGCAUUAAAGAAUGACUUCAAACCAGUCUUGUUGAAUAGCUAUAAAAUAUGGCCAGCAGUUCAACUUAUCAACUUUUAUUUCGUACCGUUACAUCACAGAGUGCUAUUUACAAACGUUAUUGCACUUCUUUGGAAUACCUAUUUAGCUUGGAAAACGGAAAGAUAA
This is a messenger RNA of Dimorphilus gyrociliatus, 619 nucleotides long. The record is from the annotation of a GenBank genome assembly. Lineage: Eukaryota; Metazoa; Annelida; Polychaeta; Dinophilidae.